AUGAUUCCUUUUUUCAUCCUGCCGUUGAGCCAUAACCAACCGCUGCCCAAUAUAUGCCUCAUCCUCCUUGAGCUUUCAGCAGCGUUUGACACAGUCAACCACAAGACUCUCUUGUCCACCCUCAUGAGUCUCGGAAUUCACCUGGAAGGUCACUCAUACCAGGUGACGUGGAGGGGAGCCACAUCUGCUCCCUGCAGGCUCUCCACUGGUGUCCCACAAGGCUCAGUACUUGGUCCGCUUCUGUUCUCACUCUAUACUCAAUCUCUUGGUGAGGACGUAUCCUCACCCGUACCCAUCAUGUUGUCUGGAGGAAUGACAGUGAACGGGACACUAGGAGGAAACAUUUCUUUUCACUGUUCGUACCACAAAGGAAGUGAGAUCAACCCAAAGUACUUCAGUAAAGGCAAACCUGAAAAAGAGUUUGUGAGACUGGACAGAGGAGUAAUGUGGUCCAGGGACAGCAGGUUCUUUCUGGAGGACGAUACGGAGAGCAAAGUAUUCACCGUGACUAUCAGGCAACUGAGUCUGGAGGACGCUGGGCUUUACUGGUGUGGGGUGGACAGGUGGCUGUCGGAUUUUCGGACAGAGUUCAGGCUUCACAUAGUCCAAGAUGUACCCACUGAGAAUGCUUUUGUUCCCCAAACUACAGCUUCAACCAGCACAACCAGGCAGAGAACCACAGAACCACAGGACCAGCAAACCUACAUUAUAGCUUCAGAUAAAUCUGUGCAUCUCGGAGUCUCUCUGGCUGCAGGUCUGCUGUUGUGUGGGAUUGCGAGUGCCAUAUUCAUCAUUAUGAAGAACAACAAGGCAAAAGCAGGUGGUGAUACAAGUACUUUACAACACACUCGACAUUUCUACUUCUGUAACGUAAAUGUUUUGUGAUUUAAAGACAAGCUGUUUUGUUUCCCGCAGCCUUGACACAGCCUGGAAAUUACACGGAGCCUGAUGUGGUAAGUGGACAAGGUCACUCUGUGUGUGUGUGUGUGUGUGUGUGUGUGAACAUUAUUUGAACAGAUCAUGCCUUCUAAACAGAUACCAAUACAGAUAUGAAUAAGAGGUGCACUGUUAGGUUUUUAUUUUUGAUGAAACUUGGCAGAAAUUUGAGAUCCUAAAAAAAAACUUUGCAGCAGUUUUUACUUUCACGUGAGUUCAUUUGUUCAUAUUUAGUAACUGCUG
This is a messenger RNA of Ictalurus furcatus (blue catfish), 1179 nucleotides long. Its product is annotated as CMRF35-like molecule 6. The transcript is spliced from 4 exons. The record is from RefSeq and is a predicted model, not a curated record. The coding region runs from base 1 to 885 and encodes 294 amino acids. Lineage: Eukaryota; Metazoa; Chordata; Actinopteri; Siluriformes; Ictaluridae.